Molecule: messenger RNA, 4406 nt
Organism: Mya arenaria
Lineage: Eukaryota; Metazoa; Mollusca; Bivalvia; Myida; Myidae
Product: zinc finger protein 346-like
Exons: 7
Coding region: 116-907 (263 amino acids)
Molecular function (GO): nucleic acid binding; zinc ion binding
Source: RefSeq, a predicted model, not a curated record
CUUUACCGUAUAUUAGCGCAGCCUUUUAAAUUGCCUUAAAUAAAAUAAGUAAUCCUGCACAAAAAGAACGCCAUAGAAUACGGGCAACUGUCAGUGUAGGGACACAUUUUUCACAAUGAGUACCGGGAGCAAUCAGAAAAUGUUCCACUGUGAGACCUGUGACACCUCAAUGACAGGCCCGGCUAAUUACCAGGACCACAUCACAGGAAAAAAACACCUGAAGAAGCUGAAAGCCCUGGGAGAUUUGCCUGAAAAGUUUGACCAAUCUGCCAUGCCACCGAGCAGUACCAGUAGUACACCUGCAGCAGGCUAUGGUGGCCAGUUUGUGAAGGCAGCGGCUGACACAGGAGAGGGUGUGUCAGGCCAAGGUCGAGGUCAAUUUGGGCUUAACGUUCAAGGACAGGUCAAAGGUCUGAGUGCCCAGCCGCCCGCUCCUGUUAUUCCCACACCAGCAGAGAUCCUGGGCACUACAAAUGCUGACCCAGUAAUGAAUGCUGUGAAGGCCAAUUAUCUUGGAGCCCUGCCAUCAAAAAAGCUGACGUACGGGCGGAAAUGUGAGGUGUGUAACGUUGAUUACACGUCAGCCUCACACGAGGACCAGCACUUGUCUGGGAAGAAACACAAGAAUAAGUGGGCCUUACAUAAACUGAAUGAAAAUGCAGAAGAGAUAAAGAAGGGGGCGACAUUUUUCUGUGGAUUCUGCAACAUGAACCUCAACUCCCCUGUCCAGCUCGACCAACACAGAGAAGGUACUGCUCACUUGAAGAAAGUUGCACAGGCCAGGAAGUCCCAGGAAGAGGGAGCAUCAGCAGCAAAGAAGACGUUUGUUCCAAGUUCAGAGACACUACCGCCUAUCCCACCCACCACUUCCCCGUUAGAAUUAAAACCUUUAACUUACGACAAGUGAUGUUAGAUAACACAAAUUUGUAAUUUACAUGGUCUGUCUUUGACAUGUGAUUCAAUUAAUGAUGUUUGGCCUAAAUAUUCACAAAGUGACACAGUGUCCUAACAUACAUGGUGUGUUUUUGGCAUGUGAUGUUUUGCUUAAUCAUUGAGAAAGUGACACAGUGUCCUAAUAUAGAUGGUUUGUCUUUGACAUGUAAUGCCACAAUUUUUGGUGGCAUCAUAUACACAAAGUGACACAGUGUCCUAACAUACAUGGUGUGUUUUUGGCAUGUGAUGAUUUGCUUAAUCAUUGAGAAAGUGACACAGUGUCCUAAUAUAGAUGGUUUGUCUUUGACAUGUAAUGCCACAAUUUUUGGUGGCAUCAUAUACACAAAGUGACACAGUGUCCUAACAUACAUGGUGUGUUUUUGACAUGUGAUGUUUUGCUUAAUCAUUGAUAAAGUGACCCAGCGUCCUAAUAUAGAUGGUUUGUCUUUGACAUGUAAUGCCAUAGUUUUUGGUGGCAUCAUAUACACAAAGUGACACAGUGUCCUAACAUACAUGGUGUGUUUUUGGCAUGUGAUGUUUUGCUUAAUCAUUGAGAAAGUGACCCAGCGUCCUAAUAUAGAAUAGAUGGUUUGUCUUUGACAUGUAAAGGGACAAGUUUUGGGUGGCAUCAUAUACACAAAGUGACACAUUUCCUAAUGAGCGUGGUGUGUCUUUGAACUGUGAUGCUACCAGUGAUGGAUGGAUGAUGAAUUUUCAACAAAUGACACACUUGAGUUUUCUUACAAACACAGUGGUCGAAAUUAGCACAAGCCAGCAAACCCUGCAUGACUUAUACAGUUAAUGUCCGUUUGGCUCGCUAAAAAUUUGCUCUUUACUAAGCCAAGCUUAGCCACUUACAUGUUGUAGGGUAAAAUUUCUGGCACAGUAUUCUAAAAACAUCUUAAGUAAUUUCUUAACUUAAGUCAAUUUCUCAAAAGUUUCAAAGUCACAUCUUUAAGUACAAGUUUUGUUUAACAUAAAAUUAUGUAUAAAAAAAUUUAUUACAUAAAAUUUAAGAAAAUAAAUUAUUUAAGAAAUUUUUGAGUUAAAUCAAAUCAUGUGUGAAGUGACUAUACAUUACUUACUUGACUUUAAGUUAUGGAAUGACCUAAGAUAUUUAAUGAAUACCAGCCCUGUCUGUUAGAAUCAAGUUUAAAAGCUUCACUCUCUUGGAACGAGCCAAUUUUUGUGAAAAUCCAUGGAAACCAGACAGCUGAAAAAAAAUUAGAUCGCUGAUUGUUAUACUUAAGUUCAAAAAUUGAUGUUUUAUGUAUUUUCCUUAAACUGUUUGUAACAGUUUAUGCCAUAAAACAUUAAUUUUCGAACGGAAAUAUGAAAGUCUAUGAUCUGAUUUUUUAUCAGCAAUCUAAAAUCAUUGGUUUGCAGAUAUUUAGGCAAUAUUUUUUUUCUUUCCAAGACAAAAAAUAAAAAAGUUGUAAAAAUGGUAUAUCUGUGAGAGUGCAGCUUUAAAUUGUAAGGACUGCAGACAAGAAGGAUCUAUUAAACACUUCAACUUGAGAGACUUCCCAAGUCAAACAUACUGCAUGUGAAGAGUUUAUUCUUCAAUUGAUGACAAUUUAAAAUGUUGAAGCUGCAUUUUAUCUGGUUUACAUUAGUAAAAUUAUAAAGGUGAGCCAUAUCUAAAGGCAAAAUGCCGAAUAAAUUGUACAAUGAGAAAAGUUGCUGUAUCAUGUGAUCAAAAUGUUGAACUAUGAUUUGACAAUUUACAUAGAUGGUCAACAGAUUGAUUGGUGAACAGAUUGGAUAAAAGGAUUGGGUGGUCAACCGAUUGGGUGGUCAACUGAUUGGAUGGUCAACCAAAUGGGUGGAAAACCGAUUGGGUGGUCAACAUAUUGGGUGAUCAACGGAUUGGAUGGUCAAUGUAUUGGGUGGUCAAGGUCAACGGAUUGGGUGGUCAACAGAUUGGGUGGUCAAUGGAUUGGGUGGUCAACCAGUUGGGUAAAUGGAUUGGGUGGUCAACCGAUUGGGUAAACAGAUUGGGUGGUCAACCAAUUGGGUAAACAGAUUGGGUGGUCAACAUAUUUGGUGGUCAACCGAUUGGGUAAACGGAUUGGGUGGUGAACCAAUUGGGCGUUCAACAGAUUGGGUGGUCUGUGGUCGACAGAUAUAUAUCAUAUUUCUAUCACCUAUCUGAAACAUAGGUUUUACUUUUCUUGGUUGUUUGUUGCUUUAAGUCUCUUGGUUACUCUUAGUGGCUUUUAGUCUGACCACUAAAUAACAUUAAAUAAAGAGGCAGAUACAAACAUUUGCUUUCUACCAACUAAGUUUAAUGACCAAAAAAUGGCAUCCUGAAUAGAGGAACAUAUAAUGAUAUUUAUUUUCUGUAUUAUUGACUUGUUACUAAGAUAUAUUAGUAAAUUGUGAAUCUAGUAAUUUAUUUGUACAUAUUUUUAUAUUUUGUAAAGCAUUUGUUGUUAUGAAGGAUUUUAUCACUGAUUUUAAUCCGGGACCCUAAGAAGUAUCAGGGUUAUUGUAAUACAAAUGUGUACAUCGGGGUGUUGUUUUCUGUUGUUUUAGUAAAGUAAUUUGUUUGUUAUGAUGGAUUUUAUCGAUGAUUUUAAGCCUGAAGAAGUACUGUGGUAAUAGUGAUUAUUAUUGAGAUGGUGUUUACAGUUGUAUUUAUUGAAUAUUUAUUUUUUUACUUGAUUUUAAUCAAAGAUUGUUACAUCUUUAUGUUUUUCUUGAUACCCUUGUGGAUGUUUUUGGAAUAAUGAAUACAGUCGAAGCCUGUUGGCUGGAACUCCCUGGGGGACCAGUGAAAAUACCUCCAGCCAAGCGGGAAUUCUUACCUUCAGUAAAAAGCAAUGGGUCCUUUACAUCCAAUUUGAGCCAACGAGAAAUUCGAGUCAAAUGAGUUUGAGACAACACGGUUUGACUGUAUAAGCUUUUUCGUGAAUGUUUAAUAAUGUUAUGAUUAUUUUGAGAGGACAAGAAAGCAUACCCAUAGUUGUCCGAUUAGCGCAGUGGUUACCAAGGCGUCUCAGGUUCGAUUCCUGUCUUGGUACAUGUUAGUUUGGUUGGUGGAUACCAAGCCAGAUCAGCGAGUUGAGCUCUCCAGUUUCCAAAAAUCCGCAAGACCCACUUGCGAGCAACAUCAUUGAUAUUAGUUAAUAUAACUUUCACUGAAAUCCCACUGGGGGGACUCCAACCCACAAGUGCUUAGGUGAAAGCCAAACCACUGCACCACUAGAUUGCUUUAACUUUCCUAUUUGAAGUGUACUUGAUUACUUAUAAGAAUGAUUUGUUGUGUUAUUUAUGUGAUUUGUUUGAUGUUUCUCUGUGGAUACAUGUUAACACAACUAACUUUACAUGGUACAGAACAUCAAACCAGCUCCCUGUCAUAAACAUCCACUAGAUACUAUAAAAAGGAACCUUAAUUUUUAACACCUCAAACAAUUUUUAUCCAAAAUAGUUUGAUUUAAUAAACUUUCAUCAUUUAUUUGAUUAACUUA